CUCUUUAUAUAAUGUUUAUCAAUGAAUACAAUGGUGCAAUGAUUCCAAGGAACAACCAGUGCUCCCCUAUCAACAAGGAACAAGCAUGGAGAUACAGAAACAAACCAGCUGAUUGGAAUUGAAAAUUAAAUAUUAAUUACACGUACAUAGGAGAUAUCAAUAAAUGAUGAUUUUGAUGUAAUCUUUCAAGACUGGAAUAUGAUUUAACUAGAAUAUAAAACAGUGAAAUAGUGGAAAUUGAUAAUAUUCGUGUCAUUUUUUUAUAUACACCAUGAUCUACUAAUGUACUGAUUGGUGACAUUUGUAUAAAAUAACAUUUGGCGAGAUCAUUUCAUUGGAUUAUCUAACAAAUUUUGGAAUCACGAGGCAAUCUCUUCGGAUCGGAAAGCUAAUGACAUGUUACUGGAUAGUAAAAAAUCUAGUUGAAGUGCGUGUAAGUUGAAGUGAUCUCUCGCUGAUACUAGACCAUUUGCUUACGUGAACUGGUGAGAAAAAAUACAGGUACACUGUAUUAAAACAAACUACGAAUGGAAAUAUAACAAAUAAAGAAUAAAAUCGUCGGCAAAGUCAGUCUUGGCGAUCAGGUCAAUCCCAACAAAAGGUCAACAACACUUGAAAGGGAAAAGGCGCUACCCUAGUCAUAAAAAUAAGGAAACCGUGGCAAGCCUAUCCUGCUAUACUAGACCAUUUGUUUUGUUCUUAUCAAAGGACAAAAACUAGAAAAACGAAGACCAGUUGGCAGGUCUAUCCCACAACCCAUCAACAAACCCAAGGAGAUAUGGCCACAACAUCAGUAGCGUGGCUUGCCCCAAGGAGGACAAGGUCCCCUAGUGAGGCGUCCUCGAGCACAAAUCAUCGCCUCAGCCUUCACCAGGUCCUCAUGAACAAGAGCUUAGCCUACCCCCAGAUAUGGACAGCUACUAGCGAGUGGAAUAUGGAGAGACGAGAACCGUAUGGUAACUGGAAACAAGACAUUCAGAAUCAAAUACAUCGUCUGAGUAAUGAACUGAAUGAAAGAAGAUUGAAAACGGACAGAACUGGCUUCAGUUACGAUAUAAACGACCCAAAUGGGUACUUUAAAAGAUCAAAUGAUCACUAUGACAAUAGUAACAAUACGAACCCAUACGAGCGCUUUCAAAGCCUGGAUCGUAGUAAAUCAUCAAUUGCAAGAAGACUGGACAGGCAAAGGUCAGCGCCACCUUUACACAGGUACCCACAAAUCCAAGAUGAAUGUAUGCCAGAAGAAGGCUGA
Messenger RNA from Owenia fusiformis, 1252 nucleotides. NCBI's taxonomy places the organism in Eukaryota, Metazoa, Annelida, Polychaeta, Sabellida, Oweniidae. The record is from the annotation of a GenBank genome assembly.